Vigna umbellata (rice bean) is the source of this 2009-nucleotide messenger RNA. Lineage: Eukaryota; Viridiplantae; Streptophyta; Magnoliopsida; Fabales; Fabaceae. The record is from RefSeq and is a predicted model, not a curated record.
CUUUCCUACAUUCAAAAGUGGGGGACUAAGUCCGGGUCCAGGAUCAAAACCGCGAAAACUGUGUGAAGACGAGGUGCAAGACCGCUGUCUGUAUUGCAGGAACCAAAAUUAGGGUUCCAAACUGCAUUGGAGAGAAAGAAGAGGAAGGAUGUGGCACGAGGCGAGAAGGUCGGAGAAGAAGGUCCACGACAUGAUGGACGCAGCUCGGAAGAGAGCACAACGACGCGCCGUCUACCUCGCCAAGAGGCGAGGCGAUCCGCAGCAAUCCAUUCAGCUCGUAGGCUUUCGCUGCCGAACCUACCGAGAUGAUGCUCUCUAUCAAGCCACACAGGAUCAGCAGGGCCUGAUACCUUGGAAUGGGAAACAGGAUGUAUUGAUUGACAGAUUUGAUGGCCGUGCUCUCCUUGAUUUCAUUCGCGAUUCUAGUCAUAGACGUGCUCCAGAAAAGUCUGAAGAAGAAGAAGAGUUAGAAGAGUUUGUUAAUUUUGAGCGUUAUCGGGAUUUAGUAAAGCAUCGCCGUAGAGGAUUUACUGACGAGGAGGCUUUGCAACAUGUAAAUCAAGAGAUGGAAGCCAAGGCUGCUGCCCCGUUUACAUCAGACAGAUCUAAUUUACCACAGCCUUCUGCAAGUAAAGGAUCUUACUCACAGGUUGGGUUUUCUUAUGAUGGGAAUGGAAAAGAAGAAACCCAUAUUUCAGAUGAUGAUGAUAAUGAUAAUGAUAAUGAGGAAGAUGAAGAUGACGACGACGACGAAGAUUUUAAUAGUGAUGAUAGCAAUGAUGAAGGAAUGGAAAUAAUUGCUAAAGAAUAUGGGGUUAAAAGGUAUGGUUGGCUUGUCUACAUGGAUAAGAAAGCAAAGGAGGAAGAGAAAAGGCAAAAGGAGUUGAUCAAAGGUGACCCUGCAAUUAGGAAGCUAAGUCGUAAAGAGAGAAGGAAGGCUUCUCAGAUUGAAAGGGAGAGAGAGAGAGAAGCCACACGGAUAUCAGGAACUCGUGUGCUGCAUCAUGACCCCUACCGGGAAUCAAGGCAGAGUCCAACAUAUGAAGCCUAUUCUCGAUCUAGAAGGUCAAGGUCCAGAUCACGGUCCUACUCUCCAUCUCAUUCAAGGCGUUAUUCACGGAGUAGUCAUUCUGAUGAUAUUCACCGAAGCAAACCAAGGACACCUAAAAUAGAAUACAUAACUGAAUUUGGGAGCUCUGGAGCAGCAGAUGAACCCAGGCUUGAAGGAUUUUCUCCACCAAGAUCUCCUACAUCUCAAGUUGAUAUGUUAAACCGGCCUUCAUCUGGUUGCAUACUCGAGGCAUUGCAUGUUGAUCCUGCUUCUGGUGUAUCAAUUGAUAAGGAUAAGGGCACUAAAGUUGCGAAGCCAUCAGUAAGUGCUUCUUCAGCAUUAGCAAAAUUAAAGGCUGGUGGGUCUGGUGGGCCCUUAAAACAACAAGGGGAGAAGAAAGAAACUCCUCAAGAAAGACUUAAAAGAAUCAUGAACAGACAACUAAACAAACAAAUUAAGAAAGAUACUGCUGCUGAACUGGCCAAGAAAAGAGAACAAGAACGGCAGAGGCAGGAGAAACUUGCAGAAACAAGCCGAUUGAGUCGGUCUAGACGGCACAGCCGCAGCCGAAGCAGGAGUUUCAGCCGUUCCCCUCCAAGAAGGUACAGGCGCAGUAGAAGUCCUAGUAGAAGCAGAAGUUCCAGAAGAUAUUAUUCUAGCUCCCGAUCUCGGUCCCCUUCUCGCACCCGUUCCCGCUCACGUUCUCGGUCUCCUUAUUCUCGAUCUCCUAGGAUAAGAAACAGAUCAAGGCACUGAGGCAAAGCUCUAUGCGUGUAGAAAGGCUGACGAAGUUUGUGUUCAUUUGUUUAUAGUAUGGAUAUUAUUAAUAUAUGGCGUGAAACUGUCUUGGUUGAAGCAGCGGUAUGCUACCUUUCUGAACAUUUCAGUAUUUGCUAAUGUAUAAUAAUUUGUCAUCAUGAAUCUCGUAUCAGGUGCAUAUUUAUUGAAUCAAAUUGUA